This is a messenger RNA of Protopterus annectens (West African lungfish), 2605 nucleotides long. It is a transcript of the gene SLC35F5, whose product is annotated as solute carrier family 35 member F5. The transcript has 18 exons. The coding region runs from base 250 to 1770 and encodes 506 amino acids. The record is from RefSeq and is a predicted model, not a curated record. NCBI's taxonomy places the organism in Eukaryota, Metazoa, Chordata, Ceratodontiformes, Protopteridae. Gene Ontology annotation, biological process: regulation of peptide transport. Gene Ontology annotation, cellular component: membrane.
AAUACGAUGCGACAAUAUCACUGCUCUGUUACUACGACACUAUUGUCAGCCAAUCUAAUUCUGAAGUGUUUAUAAUAGCGGCGCAGGCGCUUUGAAAAAGUUGAGGCUAGCUGUAUGUCUUAAGCUGGUCAGUAGGGAUUAUGCCAAGGGAAAACGUCAGCUGAAUUGGAGUUUGCCUUGUUAGGGUACUUAGCAGUUAGAGAAGUGGUAAGAUUUCUCACCCAGCCAGUCUUGUGACAGUCGCUAUUUAUGACUAAAAGGAGGAGCUUCUGGGCAUUCCAGAGGUAUGGAAGAAAAGUAAGUCCAGAAGGACUUCUCAUAAAGAUGGUGUGGAUAUUUAUCAUGAACCGGAUGAGUUCCCAGAGCAGUACAUGCUCUCAGCGUAAGCGACUGGCUCUUGGAAUAGUCAUUCUGCUUCUUGUUGAUGUCAUAUGGGUGGCUUCUUCUGAACUUACUUCGUUUAAUUUCAGAACUGAAGUCUUCAAUAAACCAUUUUUUAGCACUUUUGCAAAAACGUCUAUGUUUGUGCUAUACCUUCUGGGAUUUCUUGUGUGGAAACCAUGGCGGCAGCAGUGUACACGUGGCAUUCGUGGAAGGCAUGCAGCAUUUUUCACAGAUGCAGAAGGCUACUUCACUGCUUGCACGACUGAUAGUAGUGUGAAUAGUUCCUUGAGUGAACCUCUUUAUGUUCCUGUAAAAUUCCACGGUUUGGCAAAUGAAAAGAAUGGAAGUGCUAACAACAGUGAUACUGAAACAUCUUCUAAAAAACCUAGAGUACGAUUUAGCAACAUCAUGGAGGUUCGACAGCUACCCGCAAGUCAUGCACUAGAAGCAAAACUGUCCCGCAUGUCUUAUCCAACUGUGAAGGAUCAUGAAUCAGUGCUGAAAACUGUAGGGAAGUUUACAGUCUCCCAAGUGGCAAAAAUCAGCUUCUUCUUUUGCUUUGUGUGGUUUUUGGCCAACUUUUCAUAUCAAGAAGCACUUUCUAUGGCACAAGUAGCAAUUGUGAACAUGUUGUCUUCAACCUCUGGGCUUUUUACUUUAAUCCUAGCUGCUGUGUUUCCAAGCAACAGUGGAGAUAGAUUUACACUUUCUAAAUUAUUAGCAGUGUUUUUGAGUCUUGGUCCGGUGUUGGUUGUUGCUUUCUCUUCUGACGUCAGUGAGGCCAGAGACACACGUGGUUCACUGUGGUCUUUAACUGGAGCUGUGUUUUAUGCCGUGUACAUAGUUAUGAUUAAAAGGAAAGUGGACAGAGACGAUAAGCUUGACAUUCCAAUGUUUUUUGGUUUUGUUGGCUUGUUCAAUCUGUUAUUACUGUGGCCAGGCUUCUUUCUGCUUCAUUACACUGAUUUUGAGAAUUUUCAGCUUCCAGAUAAUAUGACAUUGGCAUAUAUCAUCAUUAAUGGCCUUAUAGGGACAGUUCUCUCAGAGUUCCUAUGGCUCUGGGGCUGUUUUCUUACUUCAUCAUUAAUAGGGACCCUUGCACUAAGCCUUACCAUACCUCUGUCCAUAAUAGCUGACAUGUGCAGACAAAAGGCACCAUUUUCUUGGCUGUUUUUUGCGGGUUCUGUUCCUGUUUUUCUUUCAUUUUUUAUUGUAACACUUCUCUGUCAUUACAACAAUUGGGAUCCUGUAAUGGUAGGAAUCAGAAGGAUAUUUGCAUUUAUAUGUAGAAAGCAUCGAAUGCAAAGAACUCCUGAAGAUAAUGAACAAUGUGAAAGUCUUAUUCCAUUGCACGGUGUUUCUCAAGAAGAUGGAACAGACUCCUGAUAAUAAAAUAUAUAUAUAAGGUUAAUGAUGAAACACUACUCAGCGAUUUGACAAUCUGUGAGAAGGCUUGAAGGAAGCUUACUUUUCAGUGCCUCUUCUUGACUUUUUAGCUUGCAAACUUUUUCAAAGCCUGCAAAUCCUAAGCUGCAUCAGCCAUCCAUAUGUGUCUGUUUUAAAGACUUCCUUAAUGAUGCACAUCAUUGCAGCUACACUGGCUUUUAAUCAGCGCAAUCAACCAAUUUGCCUUACUGAAUUAAAUAUUUUCCCCAACAGUGAGACACUUAAAAUACAAGAAAAGGUAUACACAGUUCUUGAUGACCUAUGUUGAACAGUACUGUGACCCGAACAGACUUUGUACAGAAGAGAUCUGUAAAUAAUUAUGUUAGUACUUUAUUUCUUACCAUAUCUAAUGUUAAAUAUUUCCAGCAAUUAGUGAUGUGCUAGUGUUCGCAAACACCUGCAUAUGGGAACAUGCUUGUAAACACACACCAUCUCACAUUACAUAUAUGUAUCCAUCUACAUCCAUCACCCCUUUUUCCCAUUUGUGCACAUGGGGUUGGAGUGUCCCCUCAAUGGUGACUAUCAUCUAGAGCAAAGGUUUACACCACCUAGUGGCUAUCCCUGCCGCUGUAGUUCUUCCACACCAGACACUCGCAAGCACACUCACACCUAUGGCCAAUUUAGAGUGUCCAGGCCACCUACUGCAUGUCUUUGGAAUUUGGGAGGAAAUCUACGCAAGCACAGGGAGAACAUGCAGACUCUGCACAGAGAGAGAAGCGAACCAGGGAACCUCUUGCUGUGAGUAAACAACGCUAGCUAAUGUGCUGCCUGCAUU